AUGCCUCCCAACAGCAAUGCGAUACCGCCGCGUAAGGAGGCAACAGGUCAACCGGCUCUACCAUGUAUGAACUCACCCAACAUCCCCUCCAUCAUACGCCCUGGUUCUCAUUCUAACUCCUUGGCAGUGGCCCGCGUGAAAAAGAUCAUCGGCACAGACCCGGACAUCGGCAUCUGCUCAAACAACGCGGCCUUUGUGAUCACUCUGGCAACCGAAAUGUUCAUCCAGCACCUCGCCUCCGAGGGCCAUAACAUGGCCAAGGCCGAACGCAAACCCCGCCGCAACGUCCAGUACAAGGAUCUGGCAACCGCCGUGAAUCACCACGACAACCUCGAGUUCCUCGAAGACGUCAUCCCCAAGACCGUCCCCUACAAGCAGAUCAAGGACCAGGCCGCCGCUUCCCGCGCCCAGCCCAGGAAAGCCGACCAGGAGCCCAAGAAGCGGCAGUCUACCCUCAAGACCGGCGCCGCCAACGGUGUGAACGGCUCUGCUGGUUCCGCUGCCGCCGACCCCGUGACGACGGCGCUGCACUCCGAUGACUCCGCCGCCCAGCUCGGAGCACGGUCCCGCCAGUCUGCCGCCAACGGCGACGACGAGGACGUCGACAUGACGGGCUGA
Messenger RNA from Colletotrichum higginsianum IMI 349063, 618 nucleotides. RefSeq names its product Histone-like transcription factor and archaeal histone. The coding region runs from base 1 to 618 and encodes 205 amino acids. Lineage: Eukaryota; Fungi; Ascomycota; Sordariomycetes; Glomerellales; Glomerellaceae. The record is from RefSeq and is a predicted model, not a curated record. Gene Ontology annotation, molecular function: protein heterodimerization activity. Gene Ontology annotation, cellular component: CHRAC; nucleus. The transcript has 3 exons.